CCUUUCACAACGGUUUACGUUUUUCAUAUGAACAUAUCAAAAGCUAAAAAAAGAGACUUUCAAAUAUUAUUAUAAUUCAUUCGCAUUUAUGACUCUUCUUCACUCUCCACUCCAUUAUAUACUCCUUCCUCUUCCUCCUUCCUCUCUCAGUCCCAUUAUACAACCUUCAUACAAUUCCUCCCUAUUCUAAUUCCUUCAUCCAUGCUUUCCUUAUUCCUCUAACUCUCUAACAAAUAACCCCAAUUUCCCCACAUUACACUUUUCUCCUUCUCCAAAAUGUCUAAUCCCAUUUCCAUGGCUCCCUUCUUUCUCCUCUGUUUCCUCCUCCCCUCUUUCUCCUCUGCUGCCCACGACUACGGCUCCGCCCUCACUAAAAGCCUUCUCUUCUUUGAAGCUCAGAGAUCGGGAUUCUUGCCACGUAACCAACGAGUUAAUUGGCGUUCCCAUUCCGGCCUUCAAGAUGGAAAAGCCAGUGGAGUGGAUUUGGUGGGAGGAUAUUACGAUGCUGGUGAUAAUGUGAAAUUUGGAUUGCCUAUGGCUUUUACGGUGACGAUGAUGAGUUGGAGUAUUUUAGAAUAUAGAGCUCAAUUGGCGGCUAGUGGGGAGCUUGGACAUGCCAUGGAUGCUGUUAAAUGGGGGACUGAUUAUUUCAUUAAAGCUCAUACUGAACCCAAUGUUCUGUACGGCGAGGUGGGAGAUGGGAAUACUGAUCAUUACUGCUGGCAGCGGCCGGAAGAUAUGACUACCGACCGCCGUGCUUACCGGAUUGAUCCGAGUAAUCCCGGUUCGGAUCUCGCCGGAGAAACUGCUGCCGCCAUGGCUGCUGCUUCUCUUGUCUUCCGCCGUUCUAAUCCUGCUUAUGCUAACACCCUCCUCAACCACGCCUAUCAGCUGUUCGAUUUUGCGGACAAAUACAGGGGCAAAUAUGACAGUAGCAUUACCGUAGCUCAGAAGUACUACCGAUCUGUCAGUGGAUACAAUGACGAGUUGCUAUGGGCAGCGGCAUGGCUAUACCAAGCAAGCAACAACCAAUACUACCUCAAAUACCUUGCUGACAACGGCGAUUCCAUGGGCGGCACCGGCUGGAGCAUGACGGAAUUCAGUUGGGACGUCAAAUACGCCGGUGUUCAAACUCUAGUUGCCAAGUUCCUGAUGCAGGGCAAGGCCGGCGCCUACGCUCCAGUUUUCCGGCGAUACCAGGAGAAGGCCGAAGCCUUCCUUUGUGCGUGCUUGAGAAAAGGGUAUAAAAACGUUCAGGUUACUCCUGGCGGCCUCAUUUACCGACAGAGAUGGAACAAUAUGCAAUUUGUUACCACUGCCUCCUUCGUCGCCGCCGUUUACUCCGAUUACUUGACCUCCUCCCGCAGCUCCAUGAAGUGCCCCGCUGGUUACGUUCAACCUUCUGAGUUACUCACCUUCGCUAAAUCUCAGGUGGAUUACAUUCUUGGCGACAAUCCAAGAGCUACAAGCUAUAUGGUGGGAUACGGGAACAAUUUCCCCCGCCGUGUCCACCACCGUGGCUCCUCCAUCGUUUCCUACAAACGCGACUCCAAAUUCAUCGCCUGCCGUGAAGGCUACGCCACAUGGUUUAGUAAGAAAACCAGUGAUCCCAACACCCUCGUCGGAGCUCUCGUCGGCGGUCCCGACGCCUACGACAACUUCGCGGAUCAAAGAGACAACUACGAACAAACAGAGCCCGCCACUUACAACAACGCCCCUCUUUUAGGCCUCUUAGCUAGAUUCCACGGCGGGCAUUCCGGCUACAACCAGCUUCUCCCAGUAGUACUUCCACCGCCGACCAAACAAAACCCAAUUACCAAAAAACCUUCCCCUCCCUCUUCUUCUUCCUCCUCAUCCUCCUCCCCUGUCGUAAUUGUGCAGAGAGUUACAAGUUCAUGGAAGGCGAAAGGCAGAGUUUAUUACAGAUAUUCCUCUGUUAUUACAAACAAAUCGUCAAAAACAGUGAGGAAUCUUCAACUUUCGAUCUCUAAGCUCUAUGGGCCUUUAUGGGGACUAACAAAAUCAGGGAAUUUGUACACCUUCCCUAAAUGGGUGGGUUCGUUGGCACCAGAAAAAAGUAUGGAGUUCGUGUACAUUCACUCUGCUUCACAGGCAAAUGUCUCUGUUCUAAGGUAUAACUUGGGGUACUGAAGAGAUUGAUAAAUAAUUCUUUUCGGGUGUGAUUUGAUGAUGAUAACUGUGCAGAAUUGAAGAAUGGGGUUUGGAAUAAGUAAGGAAUUGGAGGAAGAAAGGAGUGAAGAGAUGAAGAAUUUUUUUUCUCUUUUUUGCUCAUCCUCUUUCUCUCCUCUGUUUUUGGGUUUGGGAAUUGUUGAAAGGAAACAGAGAUAGAGAGGUUUGUCUUCCUUUCUUGAAGGGUAAUGGUUCACAAAAGGAACAAGAUUGGUUAAUUAUUGUUACUUUGUUUCAUGUAACUCAAACGAAGAAAAAAAAAGAGUAUAUUUUAUUUUCUUUGUAAUUGGAUUGACAAUUUUUUUUGCUGUUUACUUGUUGUAAUCUUUGCAACAUAAUGUCAUCUCACCUUAUAAAUUAAGCUUUGCAAAAUAUUUUUCCUUAA
Molecule: messenger RNA, 2575 nt
Organism: Cucumis sativus (cucumber)
Lineage: Eukaryota; Viridiplantae; Streptophyta; Magnoliopsida; Cucurbitales; Cucurbitaceae
Product: endoglucanase 6
Exons: 7
Coding region: 277-2151 (624 amino acids)
Biological process (GO): carbohydrate metabolic process
Molecular function (GO): carbohydrate binding; hydrolase activity, hydrolyzing O-glycosyl compounds
Source: RefSeq, a predicted model, not a curated record